Messenger RNA from Spinacia oleracea (spinach), 1665 nucleotides. RefSeq names its product ureide permease 2. Bases 167 to 1474 code for a protein of 435 amino acids. Gene Ontology annotation, cellular component: membrane. Gene Ontology annotation, biological process: nitrogen compound transport. The record is from RefSeq and is a predicted model, not a curated record. NCBI's taxonomy places the organism in Eukaryota, Viridiplantae, Streptophyta, Magnoliopsida, Caryophyllales, Amaranthaceae. Gene Ontology annotation, molecular function: allantoin:proton symporter activity; uracil:monoatomic cation symporter activity. The transcript has 8 exons.
AAACCGUCACUUCUUUUAUUUCAUUUUCUGGAAAAAGAAACCCAGAAAACAGAAAAAACAAACACAAACUAACCAUUUCUUAUUUCUCCUCUCCUCUCCUCUCCUCUCUGAUCGGCGGCAACUCGGCAUCUUUCAUUCUCUCAUCUCCCCUUCGAAGGAAAAGAACAUGUUUUUAGUAGAGAGUAAAUCAGCUGCUAUAGUCUGUAUGUUGGUGUCCCUUCUAUUUUUGGGAACAUGGCCAGCAAUUCUGACUCUUUUAGAAAGGAGGGGGAGACUUCCUCAACAUACUUAUCUUGAUUACUCAAUUACAAACUUCCUGGCAGCUGUUCUCAUUGCUCUCACAUUUGGCCAGAUUGGUGGUAGCACACCAAGUAUGCCCAAUUUCCUUACUCAGCUUACUCAGGACACGUGGCCAUGUGUUCUGAUGGCGAUGGGUGGUGGAUUGUUCUUAAGCUUUGGCAAUGUUUCAAUACAAUAUGCCUGGGCAUUUGUUGGGCUUUCAGUGGCUCAAGUGGUUACAUCUAGCAUUGCUGUUGUAAUAGGCACAACUUUGAACUAUUUCUUGGACGACAAAAUAAACAAAGCAAGCAUUCUGUUCCCAGGGGUAGCGUGCUUUCUCACAGCUGUAUUGCUUGGGUCUGCUGUGCACUCCUCUAAUGCAACUGAUAAUGUGGAAAAGCUUCGCAGUUUUCACGAGAAUCUAAAAGAAACGGAAAAAGUGCCCGAGAUUACAACUGACGAAGAAGCUCCAUCUGCAAAAGAUAUCAUGGAGAACGUAGAUGUUGAUAAUGUUUGUGCUGAAGAAGCUAAAAAGGCUGGAACUGCUGAUUUUAUAAUCGCAGUUGAAAGCCAAAGAGCUAUUAAGGUGGUUGGCGAAAGCAAAGUGGUGGGCAUGAGCAUAACUCUAUUUGCCGGCGUAUGCUUUGCUCUCUUCUCACCAGCAUUUAACCUCGCAACAAAUGAUCAAUGGCACUUUUUGAAGGAAGGGGUUCCUCAUUUGGUUAUAUAUACGGCUUUUUUUUACUUCUCGCUGGCCUUUGUUGUGACGGCGGUCUUUUUGAAUGUCACCUUCUUGUACUAUCCCCUCCUCAACUUGCCUAAAUCAUCUCUUAAGGAGUACCUUAGAGAUGGAAAUGGAAGAGGUUGGGCUAUUGCCGCUGGCUUGCUUUGUGGCUUUGGAAAUGGUCUUCAGUUCAUUGGCGGUCAGGCUGCUGGCUAUGCAGCUGCUGACGCAGUUCAGGCUCUUCCCCUAGUGAGCACCUUCUGGGGUGUACUCUUCUUUGGCGAGUAUAGGAGGUCAUCCAAGAGGACUUAUUUGCUACUUGUAUGUAUGCUUGUCAUGUUUAGUGUUGCUGUGGCAUUGUUGCUUGCUUCAGCUGGUCAACGAAAAACAGUAGCCUCAAAGAUCAAUCGUUUACAACACCAAAAUACAAAACCAAUGGAGAAUUACACUCAUGCCACUUUUGACUUUUAGGUCUCUUUUUCUUCCACUUUGUUCCUAAUGCUACCUGGUAUGAGACAAGUAUUCACAAAUAAAGAGAGUGCAUUCUCAGUUUUACAUGUAUAGGAUAGAUUCCACUUGUAAGUAUUUGUUCCACAACACAUUGUCCAUGGGUUUGUAAGUAAAUAAGUAAUGCAUGGUUUAUUGAUCACUACUUGAAUGUA